Messenger RNA from Jatropha curcas, 1455 nucleotides. The record is from RefSeq and is a predicted model, not a curated record. Lineage: Eukaryota; Viridiplantae; Streptophyta; Magnoliopsida; Malpighiales; Euphorbiaceae.
UACCCUAGCUUAUUACAUGCAUUUUCCUCCAUUAAUAAUAUCUCCUAUGGAAGUUUCAACUCCAAGAUCACCCUUACAGCCUCCAACCUUCGGAAACUUAAUCACCAUUCUUAGCAUCGAUGGCGGUGGUAUUAGAGGACUUAUACCUGCAACAAUUCUUGGCUUCUUAGAGUCUGAGCUUCAGAAGCUGGAUGGUGAGGAAGCAAGAUUAGCAGACUAUUUUGAUGUAAUUACAGGGACAAGUACCGGCGGUUUGGUGACUGCUAUGUUAACCGCACCAAACGAGCAAAAUAAACCUCUAUUUGCGGCUAAGGACAUUAAAGAUUUCUACACUGAGCACUGCCCUAAAAUCUUUCACCAAGAUACCUCUCCAUUUGCUCCUGCUGCGAACUUAGUCAAGUCUUUAACCGGACCCAAAUAUGAUGGCAAGUAUUUACAUAACAUUGUUAAGGAAAAAUUAGGCGAUAUACGAAUUGAUCAGACCUUGACUCAUGUUGUGAUCCCUACGUUUGAUAUCAAGCACCUCCAACCUACUAUCUUCUCUAGCUAUGAGGCCAAGAAAAACCCAUCCAUGAAUGCCCUUCUAUCAGACAUAUGCAUAGCAUCAGCUGCUCCAACUUAUCUUCCUGCUCAUCGUUUCGAAACCAAAGAUUCGACAGGCAAAGUAAGGGAAUUUGAUCUUAUUGAUGGCGGUGUGGCUGCAAAUAAUCCGGCUUUGGUAGCUAUGAAUGCUGUGAUGAAAGAAAUUAUGGAUAAAAAUCCUGACUUCUUUCCGAUAAAGCCAUUGGACUAUAGCCGAUUUCUGGUGCUCUCACUGGGGACUGGUUGGCCAAAAUGUGAAGAAAAAUAUAAAGCUACUGAAGCGGCGAAGUGGGGUUUGUUCGGAUGGCUAACGAGUGGGCAUUCAACCCCAUUAACGGAUGUUUUUGUGCAAGCUAGUAGCGAUAUGGUUGAUUUUCUUUCAUAUUGCACUGUGUUUAAAGCUCUUCAUUCUGAAGAAAAUUACAUCCGAAUUCAAGACGAUACCCUAACCGGUAACUUGUCAUCAGUGGAUAUUGCAACAGAAGAAAACUUGAACAAUCUUGUGAAAGUAGGUGAGGAGUUACUCAAGAAACGAGUGGGAAGAGUCAACUUGGACAGUGGUGCCUUUGAGCCUGCUUAUGAGGCUACAAAUGAACACUCCCUCAUAAAGUUGGCUAAAAUGCUGUCAAGGGAGAAGCAGGUUCGUGAAGCCAGAUCACCACAUUGAAAAACCAUUGUCAUGGAUUUUCUAAGCAACAUAAAAGAAGGGUCGUGAAUACUCAAUUCGUCAAUUAAAUGUUUACUUUGUCGACAAUUGUUUUCCAAACGCGUGAAAGACUUUCUAAGCAACAUUGGCAACACUGAUCAGUGACGACGAGUUUAGACGACCACGAACUACAGCAUCAAGAUCUUUUUUUCUUUGUUUUUUUUUUU